This is a messenger RNA of Schistocerca cancellata (South American locust), 1273 nucleotides long. RefSeq lists its product as uncharacterized. NCBI's taxonomy places the organism in Eukaryota, Metazoa, Arthropoda, Insecta, Orthoptera, Acrididae. The record is from RefSeq and is a predicted model, not a curated record. Bases 347 to 1141 code for a protein of 264 amino acids. The transcript has 2 exons. Gene Ontology annotation, molecular function: DNA binding.
GCUAUCGUAGCUGCAGAAAAUCUCUGAGAGUUUCGCGACUCAAAUGUUUUUAAACUGUGGUAACUGAUAAUAAAAAUAAUGUUGGUAGCAGCUGGAUGCGAAACAAUCGGGUUCCGAAGCCGAUCUGUCUGUAUGUUCUACGUAAGAAGAAGUGGGGGCGCCUUAUAAACAAACUGACAACUGUACAUUUCGGAUGUAUUCGUUGUUUGGUAACAGUAUUGGGGAGAGCGCCAUGGUUUCACUUUUAAUAACCAUGAUUACACUGUAACAUCAAUGUUACCGUAACUACGCAGAAGUUGUGACAGCCCAAAGUGUGUUGUGCGUUGACUGCAGUCCUGUGUAUUUUAUGCAAGUGCAAUGUAUUGUGUUACGGACAAAAAUAGAAAUAUUGCAUUCAGUUUUGUGUAGUGGCCUGUGGACGUUACCAAUGCACGAAAAAAGAAGAAAGUCUUAUUUGUGGGGAUUUUUUACUGUGCAGAAAAGUGAUGGCGCUAACAAAUUUGCACAGUGCGGUAUUUGCGAUCGAACUUUACGUUUCACGACGUCUGUGACUAACCUGAGAAAACAUUUAGAGCGAAAGCACCCUACAAGUUUAUCGCGUUGCAGACAACGUACCACGGCUGCAUCAUCAGUUAUAUCUAGAGCAGUUUCUGAUGAUAUUGAUCAUGGUGUCAGCGGGCAAGAUGAUCAGCAGUCUGUAUACUCUUCCACACACAUUGUUCAUUACCAGUCACAUGAGCCUAUUGAGCAUUCCUCGAAAGUUGAAACUUCGAAGGAUACCGCAAGUGAAUCUGAGACCAGCACCUCUAUGUUUGAAAUAACAGAUGACCGUACAAUGCCGUCAGUGUCUGCUUCAUCUGCUGUAUUAUCUUCAGUUGGUACUAAGAGAAAGUGGCGAGAAUUUAAGAAUGACAGGCUUCUUACAGGACCUCGUGAGCAGUUUUCCUCACCUUUAAAGGAAAAUGAUGAAUUUGAUCUCUUUGGGAUGAGUAUUGCUGCUAAAAUGCGUAAAAUGUCAAGGACAAAUGACAUACAGUAUAUCAUUGCGGAGAAACUUAUCUCAGAGGUAAUAUAUCAUGGACAAUUGAAGUCUCUUACAUUUGACACUGUUAUUAAAGUUUCUGAGAAAGAUAUUAAUUAAUGUGUAUGUGCUGCAGUGUGAGUGAAUUCACAUGUAUAUAUGUAUACACACACCACGGAGUCGUUAAGAGACUGAGAACCUAGGGGAAAAGUUUGUAUUUCUGAAACUAUAUUUAAAAUAAAUAUUUCAUAA